AUGAAAAAACCGGAAAAAAGAUCAUACCGUAACGGAACUGGACCUCUCGACAUUCCGUUUUGCGGCAGACGUCUAAGCAUCGGCGUUUAUGGAGCAGUGAUGAACAUAAAUCGUGGGAAUCCCUUUCAAAAGGAAGUGGUGUUGGAUUCAUGGCCUGACUUCAAAGCCAUCAUCACACGGCGGCAGAAAGAGGCUGAGACAGACAACCUGGACCAUUAUACUAAUGCCUAUGCUGUGUUCUACAAAGAUGUCAAUGCUUACCGACAGCUGUUGGAAGAACAUGGUGUUAUCAACUGGGAUCAAGUUUUUCAAAUACAGGGGCUGCAGAGUGAAUUACAUGAUGUUUCCAAAGCUGUUGCUGACUCAAAGCAGGUGGAUGUAAAGCUAGCUUCCUUCAAGGCCACUUGCUUACCUCCGAUUUCAGCUGCAGACACCAGUUUCUUAAUGAAUUCUUCCCUACAACUAACCUACCUGAGUGUUGCUGAUGUUGACUUACUCAACCAGACU
Messenger RNA from Capra hircus (goat), 507 nucleotides. RefSeq names its product glycine N-acyltransferase-like protein 3. The transcript is spliced from 5 exons. The annotation marks the transcript as partial. The record is from RefSeq and is a predicted model, not a curated record. Lineage: Eukaryota; Metazoa; Chordata; Mammalia; Artiodactyla; Bovidae. Gene Ontology annotation, molecular function: glycine N-acyltransferase activity. Gene Ontology annotation, cellular component: mitochondrion.